This is a messenger RNA of Macadamia integrifolia, 3735 nucleotides long. Its product is annotated as BTB/POZ domain-containing protein NPY2-like. Lineage: Eukaryota; Viridiplantae; Streptophyta; Magnoliopsida; Proteales; Proteaceae. Gene Ontology annotation, molecular function: protein binding. The transcript is spliced from 5 exons. The coding region runs from base 1383 to 3275 and encodes 630 amino acids. The record is from RefSeq and is a predicted model, not a curated record.
AUUACUAAAUUUGCUUUCAUUUUGUACAUUGAGAAUUUUUUCCCCUAUGGGAUGUGUGGGUGGGGUUUAUUUUCUUCAUUAAAGCUUAGAUUUUGGUGGGGAAGGUGGUGCUGAUUCUAAGGAGAUUGGGAACAUUCCCAGCUUGGCUUUUUGUGCAGUUUUGUGUUGAUGGAUUGUAUGACAAAGUGUUUAACAGCUCAUCCCUUUUUUUAUUUUUUUUCUUAUAAUUUUCUGAGGAUGAUGGAUUGAUGGGGCCGUAUCUGUGUGUGAAGAGUCCUGGACUCUGUGGGGCGGCCAUUUUGGUCCGGCAUCUUUAAUGUCUUGUUGAUUCGUUGUCGAUGAAUCAAGGGCUCUUCCUUUUCUACUUUGCUUACCACUUUAGCAGAGUGAGCAGGGAGGAAGAGAAGACCAUACUAUUUUGCAGAGCAUUUAGUUGGGGGAUUGGACUUGGAUUCUGGGCGUGCUUGGUGGGUUUUGCAUAACUUAUUGAACUGAUCUACAAAAUCAUCUUUUUAGUCACUUGUUAUCUUCCGUUUUCUUCAUGUGAGUUAUAGGUCUUCAACGGUGGAGCAACAGUGAAAGGGGAAUUUUUUUUUUUUUUUUUUUUUAAAGGAAUGUGGAUUGGAUUUCCAGGGUUUGGAACUUGAAGCAAUCUAGAUCAUAUGAGGUCCUGAUGGUGUGAUCUUUUCCUGAGCUGCUGCUGGUACUGCUACUGCUACUGCUACUGCUACUGUUUAAGUUGGGGUUUUGGUAUUUUAAAGCACAAUGAAAGGAGGAGCAUAAGGGGAUAAACAAAUAAAGGGAGCGGUGGUGUCAGGUCUGUGCUAGUGGGUGUCUCUGUUCUCGGAAUUGUUUAGUGUGGAGAGUCUGUUGGCGAUGUCUCCUGGGUUGAACGUGGACGCCCGGGCUCCGUGGGCUCUGCCGUCGACCAAGGAAACAAGCUCUUCUUUGGGUCUCUUGCCAUUGACGAGAAACCCAUCUUAAAAAAUUACAGACCCCCAUUUACUCUUUCUUCUUUCUAGUCUUACUCUUAUCAGCAUUACUCCUGCCUCGGUUCGUGAGAAAGAUUCGCUUCUUCUCAUACCAUAUAUUCUUCCUCUCAUAGAUCCCAUUUUCCUUCCCUUGAAGCGAAGACCCUAAAGUGGGGCACAUUCAGAAGUCUGGGUUCGUAAUCUGUGUUUUUUCCUUCUCUAAUUUAUUUUACUUUCCCAGCUUCUGGCUCUCUUCCCCACCCCCUUUCGUUCUUGGGUAUGUUUGGUCGCGGAGGAGAUCUGCGGUGGCAGCAGGGUGAGGGUAUUAGCUGGUUUUGUUAACUAAGAACAGAGAGAGGAUUGUUUUGGUAUCUCAGAGGUGAAGCUGCGACAGAUCUUUCUUUUGCCAAAAUGAAGUUUAUGAAACUAGGAUCAAAGCCAGAUUCAUUUCAGACUGAUGGUAACAAUGUUCGGUAUGUGGCAGCUGAGUUGGCAACUGACAUUACAGUUAACGUAGGGGAUGUGAAGUUUUAUCUGCACAAGUUUCCCCUGUUGUCCAGGAGCGCCCGUUUGCAGAAGUUGGUCUCAACCACAGAUGAGGAAAGCAAUGAUGAAAUUCACAUACCUGACAUUCCUGGAGGCCCUUCUGCAUUUGAGAUAUGUGCCAAAUUCUGUUAUGGUAUGACUGUUACUCUCAAUGCUUACAAUGUGGUUGCAGCCCGUUGUGCAGCAGAGUAUCUAGAGAUGCAUGAGACCAUUGAGAAAGGAAAUCUCAUUUAUAAGAUUGAAGUCUUCCUCAACUCCAGCAUCUUCCGUAGCUGGAAAGACUCCAUAAUAGCUCUUCAGACGACGAAAGCUCUGCUUACCUGGUGCGAGGAACUCAAGCUGAUUAGCCACUGUGUUGACUCCAUAGCUUCUAAGGCCUGCAUUGACCCUUGCAAAGUAGAGUGGUCUUAUACCUAUAAUCGCAAAAAACUUCCAUCAGAAAAUGGCAUGGAACCACAAUGGAAUGGUGUCAGGAAACAUCAGACAGUGCCUAAGGACUGGUGGGUUGAAGACCUGUGUGAGCUUGAAAUUGAUUUCUACAAACGGGUUCUUGUGACUAUCAAAACCAAAGGAAGAAUGCCUGGAGAUGUAAUAGGGGAAGCACUAAAAGCAUAUGCACUGAGAAGGUUGCCAGGUUUCAGCAAGGGUAUUAUCCAGGGCGGUGAUGUUGUCAAGAACCGGUCUCUGGUGGAGACCAUUAUCUGGCUCUUGCCCACAGAGAAGGGCAGUGCUCCCUGUAGUUUCUUAAUCAAGCUGCUAAAAGUAGCUAUUAUGCUGGAUUCUGGAGAAAUGGGGAAGAGAGAGCUCAUGAAAAGAAUAGGCCAGCAGCUGGAUGAGGCAUCUGUAGUGGAUCUUUUGAUUCAGGGGGAAAUUAUGAUGUACAAUGUAGAUAUAGUAAAAUGCAUACUGGCAGAGUUUGUGAUGCAGGAGAAGAGUGCUCAGACUGACCUACCAGUGGCUGAAGAGCUUCAGGAGAUUAGAAGCCCGGGGUAUGUAUCAGAUACUUCUAAGCAAAGAGUGGCAAAGCUGGUUGAUGGCUACCUUGCUGAAAUUUCACGUGAUCCAAAUCUUCCUCUGUCAAAGUUUGUCGAUCUUGCGGAAAUGGUAUCAAGAUUCUCAAGGCCAGCACAUGAUGGACUCUACCGUGCCAUUGACACAUAUCUCAAGGAACAUCCUGGGAUCAGCAAGAGUGAGAGGAAGAUGAUAUGCCGGCUGAUGGAUUGCAAGAAGCUGUCCGUGGAUGCAAGUAUGCAUGCAGUGCAAAAUGAGCGGCUCCCCUUGCGGGUAGUGGUGCAGGUUCUAUUUUUUGAGCAGGUCAGGGCUGCAACAUCAUCUGCUGCAGGUGGAACCACAACUGACCUUCCUGGAAGUGUCCGGGCUCUGUUCCCACGGGAGAAUGGUGGAUCUCAUGGGAGCUCAAGAUCUGCAACGACCAACACAGAGGAGGAUUGGGAUGCUAUCCCAACUGCUGAGGAGCUGAAGGCCCUGAAGGGAGAGCUUGCAUCCUUAAGGUUGGGGGCAGGAAGUGGAGGCAGUGAUAGAAAUGGGAGUGAGGAUGCUAAAAGUAGCAUUGACAAAGCUGCAGUUAGUAAGGUGAAAGGCUUACUCAUAUCAAAGAAAAUAUUCAGCAAGCUAUGGUUGAAUAAAGGAGGACAGGGUGAGAAUAGUGGCUCUGAUACAUCUGAUAGCCCCGUUUCUGCCAACCCAGAUGAUACCAAGUCCACACCCUCCAGAAAUAGGAGGCAUUCAGUCUCUUAGUACAGCCAUAGAGAGAAUUUGAUGUGGGGGGAGAGAGGGGUGGGGUUGGCUUUUUUCCCUCCCUUAGACAUUAGGAAGUUAGAACUACUGACAUCUUCCGGGGUUGACACAGUAAGGAAAGGUGCACACUGGGAGCCUUGAGCAUUAGUAGAUGGCUUUAGGAGAACGGAAUUGAAUGCAGGUAAGACAAUCUAGGUCACUUCAUGAAGCCUCUGCUCUUACUCAUGUCUCAUAUAUUUUCUCUUCCCACUUAUUCUUUCUCUCUAAGGAAAAAAAACAUGGGUUUUGAUGAACCCAGUUUGUUGUAUCAUAAGAAAAAAGGUAAUGCUAAACUUUCUGGUUUCCCAGGUUUUCAGUUGCCUUCCAUGUUAAUUCGAGGAGUUAGGGCCCAUUUUGUUAGAUGUGAUGUAAAAUGAAAAUUUCACUGGUAAGCUAUAGAAAAUUUCUGUUUUUUCAGUUA